AUGCGCCAAUUUUUGCUUCUCGCCGCUAUCGCCGUCGCGCUUUGCGCUGCCCAAGACAAUUGCUAUAUCAAUGACAGCGGCUUUACCUGCUGCAACAAGGAACUUGAAGCUGCCAUGAAAUCAUCAAUGUCAGGAAGUGAUCUUCUGGGCGCCGCUGAUUCGAUCCAAAAAUCGGCCGAAUCGACACUCGGUGGAAAAUUCGAGACGGUCGUCGCUCUUGACGACUUCGCCUACAAAUCCCACUUCAAAGAGGGAAAAUCGUGCAAAAUCGAGAAGAACGGACAAUACGCUUUGUCGUGGCAACCGUAA
Molecule: messenger RNA, 309 nt
Organism: Caenorhabditis bovis
Lineage: Eukaryota; Metazoa; Nematoda; Chromadorea; Rhabditida; Rhabditidae
Source: the annotation of a GenBank genome assembly